Molecule: messenger RNA, 4429 nt
Organism: Rhineura floridana
Lineage: Eukaryota; Metazoa; Chordata; Lepidosauria; Squamata; Rhineuridae
Gene: DCLRE1B
Product: DNA cross-link repair 1B
Exons: 5
Coding region: 1018-2748 (576 amino acids)
Biological process (GO): protection from non-homologous end joining at telomere; interstrand cross-link repair; double-strand break repair via nonhomologous end joining
Molecular function (GO): damaged DNA binding; 5'-3' DNA exonuclease activity
Source: RefSeq, a predicted model, not a curated record
ACCGGAUACAUCUGGACUGCUCAUCAGUCACAGAAAAUAUCUGCAAAUACAGGACUACAUUGCAAGGCUGUCAUAAAACUUCUCCCUUAGUCGCAGUCCUCCAAUAUGUAUAACGUUGGAGUAUAUUCACAUGCCCAUCCUCCUCGGGGCGAUUUAAAAAAUGUUUAAAAACUAAACACACGCACGCAUUUUCUACUUGAAAUAAGACCUACCUCAAAUAGAGCGUAGUCUCUUUUUUGUUGCUACCUUUAGUUUGAGAAGGGCUGCUGCCCAGUCACAGCUAUACUAUAAUCCUGGAUUUCCCCACUGCUUCUUAUGAACAGCUGCCUUCCCAGUAGAGACACUCCCCUAAUAAAAAAAGUAACCCGAAGGAGUCGUCACCAACCGAAAAUUUAUCAGUCUACUUUCUGAAGGACUACGUUUUCCACGCCAAGCGGCUGAACAAAUAAGUACACGGCACAUCUGCCCAUGCGCACUUUCCUGGUUGUACUGUACAGAGUGUACUCUUUUUUACGUUUCGCUGGAAGAAGAGCGUCUACCGUAGCGCCCCGUGAGCGGGAGAACUGUUGUUUCAUUGUUUGAUUUUUCGGCGGGAAGAGCAGCUUGAGAUCUGAACGAGGGAGAGGGACCCAGUGAUUUUUCCUGCACAGAUGGAGGAAGCCUUCUAAGUUCUAGUACAGGCGUCCCAAUUCAAUUCAUUGCAAAGCGUUUAUAUAUCGAGGGGAGCCGCGCGUCCCGCCUGUUACCUUUUCGCGUCCCACAGGCCUGCAAAGUACAGUAAGCUUCCUUACUUUUCCUCGCUACAUCCUGAUUUGUAAGGUGAGAGACGGGAUCGUGUCAGCUCUGGACCAACGUGUGUGAACAUCACGAACGAUUCUGGAACCAGAUGCGAAACAUCUGCAAACUCCAUUAAGUAGCCGUGCGCGAGCGCCUGCCUGUAUUUUCCUACAGAUUCCUGUGGCCUGAGCCUGUAUGGGUUCAUUCGGAAUCCCCAUAUAAUUCAGUGGAGCUAGACUGAUGAAUGGGACUCUCAUCGCAGACACACCUAUUGCAGUGGAUUUUUGGAAUAUCAGAAAAGCUGGGCAGGCUCGCUUGUUCUUUCUUUCUCACAUGCACACUGACCAUACAGUGGGGCUUUCUAGCACCUGGAACCGACCUAUUUAUUGUUCUUCUGUUACUGGUCAAAUCCUGCAUCUUAGACUGAAGGUGGCUGAGCGAUGGAUCCGCCCUCUGGAAGUGGGAGAGAGCCAUGUCAUGGCCUUGGAUGAAGUGGGCAGGGAGACCAUGACAGUGACCUUGAUAGAUGCUAACCACUGUCCUGGUUCUGUCAUGUUCCUCUUUGAAGGUUACUUUGGUGCCAUCCUCUACACAGGUGAUUUCCGUUACACUCCCAGCAUGCAACAGGAGACAGCUCUGAAGAACUCGAAGCUUAUCAACAGUCUCUACCUGGACAAUACUAACUGCCACCCCAAGAUUAUCAUACCAUCCAGGCAAAACGCCACUGAACAGAUCAAAGAGGUGAUCAAAGCACACCCCCAUCACCUGGUUAAGAUUGGUACCUACAGUUUAGGAAAAGAGUCACUCUUGGUGGAACUGGCCCAAGAAUUUCACACCUGGAUUGUAGUAAGUCCUCAGAAGCUGGAACUUAUGAAACUGCUGGAGAUGGAGGAUGUAUUCACAUCUGAGAAAGGGGCUGGUUGGAUUCAUGCUGUGGAUUUUUCAGAAAUCCGUCAAGCAACUAUGAUCAGCUGGAACCAGAGUCAUCCCACCAUAGCUAUUCUCCCUACAAGCCGGCCAGUGAAGAUCAACCACCCUGAUGUCCACGUUGUUCCCUACUCAGACCACUCAUCUUUCCAAGAGUUACUAGAGUUUGUAGCUUGGAUAAAGCCUUGCUCCAUAAUCCCAGUGGUAAAGCAAGAAGUUUGUCAGAUAUAUUUUCAACAAUAUUUAAGAUCUAAAAGUUACUCAGUUCUGGAGUCCAAAGUCCCCUAUUCAGUGAAAAGAUUCAUGCAGAAGCAAAACCACAAUAAUUGGGAAAGACCCUCAAAGCUACUGAAACUGACUACCUGUCACCAUGUGCCCAGAGGGGUUUGGUUUGACUCCCCAGAAAAAUGUACCAGUGAGAGUGAAAAUGACUGUGAUGCAGAGGUUUCCCAGCAAAGCUGCCCAGAACCCACGGAGAAAUCUAAAGAUGAAUGUGUUGGGAAAGAGAUGAAAGAAAUAAUGGGAGAGCCAAAAAAUCUCGAGAGCCAGAGAGCAAUAAAAUCUGAAUCUAUGACAUCUUCAAAGCAUGAGCUGAAAGGCAGUGUUGUCAAUCAGUGUCAGACUAUGACAUUAACAAACACUCACUGGUAUGAGAGGGAUGCAAGGUCCAUAUCAAAAAGAUCUCCAUGUUCCUCUGCAAAGAGUGACUGUCUGGGUCAAUUGGCCUUGGAGAACCAUGCCCCCUCAACAUCAACACAUGCUGUUCAGACUGAUACAGAUGACACAUCUGCCUCUCCAGCGGACGUAACAUUCCAGCUUGUCGGUGAACAGACUUCCCAAGGCCUUCUUCAGGAAUAUGACUUGUCUCCACUCAGUACCCCAAAGCAAUGGUCUCUUCAAAACUUUGAUUGGCAAGUAGAAAAGUACUUAAAGAGAGGGAAAGGACCCAAAUGCAUGGAGGAAGGAGCAGGGCAGAUUUGUACUUGGGAAAAAGGUAAAAGUGAAACCCUGAAGCAAGUGUCACAGCAGGUAUCCAUGGAAUGAUCUCAGUGUCCAAGUGGGACUUGCAAGCAAGUUUUGCCAGUCAUUUGUCAAACUAGUUCUUGUACAACUACAGUAGGGCCCAGCUUCUCUGCGUUCUGCUAAUAAGGCGCCAGCGGGUGAUCAGCUGGAAGGGAGACUGGAGCUCCCCGCUCUCCAGCUGAUCUCAACGGAGGAGGGGAAGAUCAGCUGUAGAGAGCUAAGCUGAUCUCUUCUGGUGCGAUCAGACUCCCGUGCUCGAUCUGAUUGUGCCGGAGGAGGGAAAGAUCAGCUGUAGCGCACUACAACUGAUCUCCUCGGGGUGGAUCAGACUCCCACACUCCAGCUGAUCACUCCAGAGGAGGGGAAGAUCAGCUGUAGUGCACUACAGCUGAUCUUUUCCUGCGCGAUCAGCAGGUUAGGUUCCAAACCCCCGCGCUACAGCUGAUCCGCUUUUCGGCGCUUUUCAGCGGGGGUCUGGAACCAAACCUGCCAUAUGAGUGGGCCCUACUGUAAUUGUUGUGACCCUACAAAAUCAGCAGUUUGCCUCAAUCAACCCUCUGGAACUUUCUUCCCUAUCUAGUAGGGCUACUUGCCAUUGUUUAUUGGACUGCCCAGUCAGAAGCUUCUGAGUAUGUAGCUUCAGCUGUGUGGCAUUUUUCAUAUGUUGAGAGGGAACCCCUGUAUCGUUUCUUGGUUUAUGAAAUGCUAUUAAGCAUUCUCUGUCUUGAAUUAAAGGCAGUGAUGGCAGCAUUCCUGACCGGGAAGCAGAUGCUUGUUGGCAGGGAGAUCCUGUUGUUUUUCUAGCAAAGUUUUUUUCUCUCUCGCAGUAUUAUUAAAGAGCCCAACAGGAAGUGUACACUGGCCAGACUCCUAGUUGUAUUGAUGAGAACAGGUUUUCUUCUGAAUUAAAAAACAAAAAUGACUUUGCUAGAUUCUAGUAGUGUAUGACUGGUAUUUUAAAUUUCCAGACAGACAGUUGUUUCCUCCUCAACAUAGCUGGGGGAAGUGAUGCUCUUAGCUUAUAUAAAACAUUUUACUGCCCAUAAGAGACAAUCGGUGUUGAACUCCUGCAGUCAUUGCUUGAGACUUUGCUUAUGGACUCUUGGGAGGUAUCAACACAAUUACUGUAGCUAGCACAUGCCCUAACUUUACUUUAGCCCCAGUCCAGUGACAAUAGCCAGAUACUGUGCAAACACAUAAUGGGAUGUGUAGGGUAGCCCAUUGGUUUCAUCAGCAAAACCUGGGUUUUGCAGUGGAUGGGAAGAGAAAAGUAUACUCCAGUGUUAAGAGAGGGGAGAGCAUUUCCUUAUCACUCCUCUUAUAGCAAAUUAAGCUGGUGAGUACUAUCGGGAUUGUAGUCAAAACUGAGCCAAAAGAGGGCAGUAUGAGCAUACCAAAGGAAAUCCCACGGUUUGCAGAAAUACAAAAAACUGGAGAAAAAAACGCUAACAAGGGCAACUACCCCCCCACCCCAGAAAGCCAACAAGCCAACCCACAACCCAUUGGAGGACUGAGCAUACUUUGUGUCAACAGAAUGCUGAGUGUCCUUUGAGAGAGGAAAAAUCCUGAAAACUAGCGGGGAGGAGAAUAGAAUGGAAUGUCCCAGAAGAGGGCGUAUCUGGCUAGAAUACUGAACAAAAGCACUCUAUACCACAACUUUUUGUUGCAGACCCAUUCAUUUAAAUAAAGUUUAGAAAAUGGA